Molecule: messenger RNA, 1077 nt
Organism: Penicillium taxi
Lineage: Eukaryota; Fungi; Ascomycota; Eurotiomycetes; Eurotiales; Aspergillaceae
Exons: 1
Coding region: 1-1077 (358 amino acids)
Source: RefSeq, a predicted model, not a curated record
AUGCCUCGACCCCAGCCGGUCUACUCUCGCCUGGAGUCACUUCCCGUCGAAAUAUUGCAAUUGAUUUUCCUCUACAGCCUCGAGAUCAACCUCCCUCGCGCCUCACUAUAUCUCGGCCGAGUUCUCUCUAAUGAACUGGUGUAUUCAUGGCUGAUUAGGCUGGUCUUCAGCAGCGCCAACCCAGGAUCGCGAGAUGGGUUCUUCACUUCAGACUUCUUGCCGCCGCAGCUAGAUUUCUGGGCAUUAUCAAAGGAACAACGCCAGCUCUUACAAACCACAUUACUCUCUUGUCAGUGGUGUACGCUAUCGCUAAUGCAAAAGUGCCAGCGGGAAUAUAUCGAACAUACAAUACGUCGCAAAACUGCUGGUCUGAUCAUCCGACAAGAAGACCAGGACAAGUUGUCGAACUUGGGUCCGUACUUCGAGAAGAGCCUAAUAGAAAGGUACGACCGAUCCGAAGAAGGUAAUAACAGGGGGAAAGGAGAUCUAGUGAUCUCAGCUCAACUCGCAGAGUCACCAUCAUCACGCGUCUUCUUCAAAAUAGCAAUAUGGUUUCAAUCAGGGGCAGUCCACAUCCGAACAGCGCAAGAUUUCCUAUCUAUAUCAUCAUUUGCCGAUCACAAUGAUCUUUUUAGACUUCCUUGCUCCCCAGCCCAUACACCAGCUCGCAUCCCAGACAAACUGCUAAGAUCGCCAUGGUCAGAAACCCAGCUGGAUUUCUUGCAGCUAUUAUCCUCAGGAGGAUUCUAUCUCGACGAGGACGAAUAUUCUAGAGACCGGUCUGCUGAAAUCACGACGCGGUUGAUUCGGAAACAUCGUGUCGAGCCCUUGCAUCGUCUACUCGGCAUGUAUAUUCGCUCAGCGAAUUGCCGUGUCCCGAUUCGCUGGCCCUUGCAGCUGUCCGACUAUAAUCUGGCAUGUCGAUAUGGCCAGGGGGCUGGUGAUCCUAUGGUCUUGCUUAUGCUCAGUGAACGCUGGUAUGAGAUGUCUUUCUCGACCAAGCAGAAUCUAAUACGCCACGUGGAGAUGUCCGAGGAAGAUAUCUUGCCAUUGAUAUGGUCCAAUGGGGUAGUUUAG